UUUGAACCUUCUCAAACGGGAGAAAGUUAUAAACGUGCAACAUCUCUUUUGGUCGCGCUCGUUAUCCGAGAAGUAAAACGGUUUUGUGUUGAAUUUGAGCAUUUUGUAUAAGUAUGAGUUCUGUUGCAGUGAAGGAGAAUCAGGGAGUGUGUGCUGUACGGAAGAACAGCAGUUCUGAAGACCCUUGUGACAUUUUUUCUUUGGAGCAGCCGACUGGCAGGCCCUCCAUCUUGCGGCAGUCACAGGCUGACAACAUUAGCAAGACUGUAAAUAGAGGAGCAAAGGUUUGUUUUCAGACUCCACGGCGAGACCCAGUCACAAAGAGGAUUAUGUCCCCGAGCCGCACCAGCAGGAUCACCAGCCAGAAAAACAACACUAAUGCUCUGGAGACUCACACAUCAUCUUUUACUGACCAGGCUGUGAAUAGCACUUCAACCACCCCAAUCAACAUGCAGAGUAACAAAGAUUCCUACACUGAUGAAGACAUGCCUCUUCAGAGCAAAGGGGCCUACACACUUGACCUUGACAACCUAGAUGCCAUCAAUCCUUUCCAGGAGUCCUAUAAAAUGGCGAAUUCCCCUCCUAAAUCUCUUUUGGCACAUUCCCCUCCUAAAUCUCUAUUGGCAAAUUCCCCUCCUAAAUCUUCAGUUUCACAUGUGACUUAUGAGCUUCUAGAGUUGGAUAAAACUGCAGCCCCUGUUUCUGCACCUGAGGAUGAUGAGAAGGUUCCAGAGGUGACUAAGACUGCACUUGAUGAGACCCUUCCCUUUUCCCCAUCAGUGGAGAAUGCACUUGCAGAAUGUUCUGUUAACAUAUCUUCAGCAGAGGCCACUGUAAUCAUCAAGACUGAGAACAUUGAGAAGAUUGCUACAGACACUGAGGAGUCUGAUAUCAUGGAACCAUUGCAAGUAUAUCCGCAGAUUCGUGUUAUGGACAACCAUCCUGAGGCCCAGGACUUGCCACUACCCCGUGCGGGAUCAUACAACUUGGACUUUGACAACCUUGAUUUGCUCGACCCAUUCCAAACUGGUGGCUCAAAGAUCCCCAACUCUCCUCUGCUUUGCAAGACAUUAGCAAUUCUCAAUCCACCCUUGUCAAGCCAAGAAGUUAAGCUGGAACCAGAGAUGUUAGUCCAGGCCCCUCCAACAUCCCCCGAUGUCCCCGCUCCCUCUCAGGAGAGUUCCACCGGCGCUCCCUCUCAGGAGAGUUCCACCGGCGCUCCCUCUCAGGAGAGUUCCACCGGCGCUCCCUCUCAGGAGAGUUCCAUAGUCACUGGGGGCUCCUCAUCUGCAUCGCCCCCAAAAGAGAACCAGAUGCUUCUGGAGUUUAAUUUUGAUGAUGGUGCUGAAGUAAUGCGCAAACCUCCACCAAAACGGCUUGGGGUUAAAAGACCUACAGGUGCCAAAAAGGUUCCCAAAAAAACAAAUGCAGCAGUCACAGAGAAGGAACCAGAACCCAAGCAGGUGUCCCCUAAUAACCUAGAGCAGACAGAACCUUUGGACAUUCCUGCUGCUAAAGGAUCUUACCCCUUUGAUUUUGACAAGUUUGAUGACCCAGACUUUAACCCUUUUGGCACAAAGGCUAAGAUGGGUAACUCCCCACCAUGUGACAUCCAGACCAGCCCAGUUUUGACACAGACUGCAAUUCCAGUACAGCAGCCUGAGGCCCCUGCACAGGAUGAACAGCUUGAGUGCCGGUCUCCCCAGGCUGCUUCUGAAAAUGUAAAAAUAGCAGAAACUGAGCGUUCUGUUACUGUGCAGCAAGCAGAAGAUGUGGUGUCAUUCACUGCCUCCCACACUAACUUGCAUCAUAGUCCAGCCCCUCAGGAGCCGGAGGUCACCGUGACCCCAGAACCCAGGCCAGACCUUCAGAAUCAGACUUGUGACUUUGGUAUACCAAGUGAAGAUGAGUUUGUGCAUGGUGCAUUGUUCAUGCCGGGAGGAGAUUUUGAUGGGCAGAUCGAUUACUUGGAGCAAUUUGGAUCAAGCACUUUCAAGGAGUCAGCCUUGCGGAAGCAAUCACUGUAUUUGAAGUUUGACCCACUGCUGAAAGACAGUCCAAAGAAAACUGCAAUGGAGAGCGGGAACUCUGGAUUCAGCAUGCCAAGACCCUCCCUUGCCAUCAGAAUGAUGGAGGCUGCAAAGUCAGAGGGAAAGCAGAAGUCUCAGUGUGACAGUAUGAAGCUGCUUUACGAUCUGCAUCCACCAACAGUGGACAAUGUGGUGCCAGAUCCAACUGUUCUGGACUUGCUUGUUCCCACCUUUAAACAGCCGUUGAAGACCGAGGACUCCAUCAUAGAGGUUCUGAAAUACAGUCAGAGAGACAUGGAUGCUGCACUUCAGAAAGCAGACAGACAGGCAGAGGAGAGGCAACAAGAGCUGAAGGCUCAGAUUGAAGCAGUGCAACUGGAAAAUCAGCACAUGUUGUUUAUAGUGUCAGAGUUUGAGGCCACCAUCACUCAGCUCACAGAUGAGCAUAAACAGAAGGAAGAUUUGGCUAAAAUUGAGUUGGAACGAGUCCUUCAGGAAAAAGAUCAGCUGGCCAAAGACUUAAAUGAUUUGGAACAAUCUUUUUCCUCUAUUGUGAAACGCCUUGACAGAUGCAAGGAAGUUAUCGAGGGAUUCAAAAAGAAUGAGGAGACUCUAAAACAGUAUGCCCAGAACUGCAUGGACAGGCUGCAGAAAGAAGAAAAGCGUUAUCAAGCUCUUAAAGCCCAUGCGGAGGAGAAACUAGAUCAAGCGAAUAAGGUGAUAGCAGAGGUGCGCACUAAGCAGGGCGCAGAGGUGGCAACUCUUCAAAUACAACUCAAGAGAGAACAGCUGAAAGUUCAGUCCCUGGAGAAGGAUCUGGAACAAAAGGCUAAAGAAGUCAAAGAUGUGACAGAACUGUGUGAUGAGCUACUGCAUAAAGUGCAGAAGCAUGGCUUUUAAUGUGUUUGCCUUUAUCUUUGUUGUUUGUUAUGUUUUUGUGUUCGUUAUAAGCAGUUUUAAUAAAUAAUAAAUGGAGUCUGGAA
Molecule: messenger RNA, 3013 nt
Organism: Myxocyprinus asiaticus (Chinese sucker)
Lineage: Eukaryota; Metazoa; Chordata; Actinopteri; Cypriniformes; Catostomidae
Product: transforming acidic coiled-coil-containing protein 3-like
Exons: 16
Coding region: 114-2930 (938 amino acids)
Biological process (GO): mitotic spindle organization; cell population proliferation; cerebral cortex development
Cellular component (GO): cytoplasm
Source: RefSeq, a predicted model, not a curated record